UCCGCUCUUCCAACGCUCCCCAGCUCGCCAUUAUUCCUCUCCUCCUCCUCCCGCCACCGAUCCGCCGCCGCCGCCGGUGACCGCCGGACCUGCGUGCGCGCCACCCCACUCCCCAUUUCUCUCCCCACACCGCCAGGCCACCGCUUCUCCCCUGCCACCACCGCCGCCGCCCCCGCCGUUUCCCCCUGUGCCCGGAGCAGCGUCGACGACCCCCCCUCCUCCCUUUCGUCGUCGCUCGAAAUGAUGUUGGAGCUCUGGUGGUAGUUUAAUAAUGGAUGCAAUGGAGGCUGAUGAAGGUCCUUUACUGGCUAUCGAUGCCAAGUUGCAUGCCGGAAUGUGCAGAGCAUUUCAGCCUGCAGUGUCAAAACUUUUAGUGAUUUUCCCUGACAUUGAAGCAUCAAGGCCCAGAAGCAAAUCUGGCAUACAGGCACUAUGUUCUCUGCAUGUAGCUCUAGAUAAAGCUAAAGGUCUUCUUCAACAUUGUGCAGAUUGCAGCAGGCUAUACUUGGCCAUCACUGCAGAAACCGUGCUUUUGAAGUUUGAGAAAGCAAGAAGCCAACUUCAGGAGAGUCUUAGACGUGUUGAGGGCAUAGUAACAGAAGAAAUUGGUUGCAAGAUUGUUGAGAUUGUUGCCGAGCUGGAGGAAGUUGUAUUUACAUUGGAUCAAUCAGAGAAGGAAGCUGGUGAUGAGGUGGUCAAUUUACUCCAGAGAAACAGGAAAGUGAAUAGUUCCAGCGAUAGCGGAGAGCUUGAGGUCUUUCAUAUGGCUGCAUUGAAGCUAGGCAUUACAUCUUCUAGGGCAGCACUCACUGAAAGAAGGGCCCUGAAGAAGCUAAUUGAGAAGUCUCGUUCUGAUGAAGAUAAGCGGAAAGAGUAUGUUGUGUCAUACCUGUACAAUCUAAUGAGGAAAUACUCGAAAUUUUUCAGAAGUGAGACCGGUGAUGAUACCGAUUCUCAAGGAUCGUCUCCAUGCUCGCCGACAGUGUUAGGCAUGGAUGACAUGUAUGGACCCUAUGGAAAUGGCCGAGCAUUCAGCAGACAGCUUUCGAGCAUUCAAUCAUUCAAUUCAAGAUUUGGAUCUUUCAAUUCUAGGCUUGGAUCGUUCAAUUGUCGGCGUAGUGGUCCAAGGUCUGAAAACAUGUCAAUCCCCCCUGAGGAGCUUAGGUGCCCUAUUUCUCUACAACUGAUGUAUGACCCAGUUAUCAUCUCAUCAGGGCAGACUUAUGAGCGUGUUUGCAUCGAGAAAUGGUUUAACGAUGGUCACAGCACCUGUCCAAAGACUCAGCAGCAACUAGCUCACCUGUCUUUGACUCCAAACUACUGUGUUAAGGCCCUAAUUGCCAGCUGGUGUGAGCAGAAUGAUUUUCCUGUUCCGGAUGGUCCACCAGGAUCCUUUGAUGUAAACUGGAGACUAGCUUUCUCUGACUCUGAAGCAACUGGCUGCGUGUCUCUUGAAAGUUUUGACUCUACCAACGUGAAGAGUGUCAAGGUAGUUCCAGUGGACAAUGUGAGAAAAGAAGAGCCAGCAAACAGUGAAUCAGGAACAUUGGAUGACAGCUCUUGUUAUGAUUUUGAUAUGAAUGAGGGGUACCGGAACUUACUUCUAAUGCUUCAUGAAAGAACCAACCCACACAUCCAGUGUAGGUUGGUUGAGCAGAUAAGAUAUCUCCUGAAAGAUGAUGAGGAAGCAAGAAUCCAGAUGGGCUCAAAUGGAUUUGCUGAGGCACUAGUUCAGUUCUUGAGGAAUGCUAUACAAGAUGGAAAUGAGAAGGCACAGGAAAUUGGUGCCAUGGCUCUUUUCAACCUUGCAGUCAAUAACAACAGGAACAAGGGACUUCUACUGUCUGCUGGAGUGGUCGAUCUACUUGAGCAGAUGAUAUCAAAUCCACGUCUAUCUGCUCCAGCCACGGCACUAUACCUUAAUCUUUCAUGUCUACCUGAUGCAAAGAACAUCAUUGGUUCAAGCCAGGCUGUGUCGUUCCUAGUAGACCGUCUGUUCAGCCAUGAGGCCCGUGACACGAAAGGCGGCUCCUGCAAGCAUGAUGCCCUAUACACACUAUACAAUCUCUCUAAUCACCAGGCCAGUGUACCAUCACUUCUGUCUGCGGGCAUUGUGGAAGCUCUGCACUCUCUCCUUACAGAGUCCCCAGAGUCUGAGGGCCUGGGUUGGACAGAGAAGGCCCUUGCAGUGCUCAUCAGCCUCGCCGCAACCCAGCCUGGCAGAAAAGAGAUCAUGUCCACCCCAGGUUUGAUCAGCACCUUGGCAAUGCUGCUGGACACCGGUGAGCCAACGGAGCAGGAGCAGUCCGUGUCCUGCCUUCUAGUAAUGUGCUCAGCCGACGACAAGUGCAUCGCACCGGUGCUGCAGGAGGGAGUUGUGCCUUCCUUGGUUUCCAUCUCGGCAACCGGCACAGGGAGGGGGAAGGAGAAGUCCCAGAAGCUGCUCAAGCUGUUCCGGGAGCAAAGGCAGCGAGACGGGGCACAGCCUGCACCACAGCAAGCUCAGCAGCAGCAGCACCAGCAGCAGGUUGGAGAGACCGGUAACGGCACCAUGGUCUGCCGCCGGGACUCGAAACAGCUGUGCAAGUCGAAAUCGAGGAAGCUGGGAAGGACUCUGAGCUCUCUGUGGAAGAACAGGAGCUUCUCCCUCUACCAAUGCUAGUAGAGUUUUGAGCUGAGUUUGAUCAGUGGAUAUGUACAUCUUCUCUUGUUCCAUGUUUCUCUUGAUCUUUUUUUCUUUCUUUGCCUUUUUUUUUUUGCCUUUGUUGCUUCCUUGUGUAAAGUAAAACUAUCUUCCCCCCCUUCUCGGUGGGGUGAUGUAGGCCAUUUCCUCCCCUUUCUUCCCCUUGCCAAGAUAUGUUCAUAGCUCAUGUUAUCUCUGCUUCAGAAGUUCAUAUCAGAUCA
Messenger RNA from Oryza brachyantha (malo sina), 2904 nucleotides. Its product is annotated as U-box domain-containing protein 45. The record is from RefSeq and is a predicted model, not a curated record. NCBI's taxonomy places the organism in Eukaryota, Viridiplantae, Streptophyta, Magnoliopsida, Poales, Poaceae. Gene Ontology annotation, molecular function: protein binding; ubiquitin-protein transferase activity. The transcript has 6 exons. Gene Ontology annotation, biological process: protein ubiquitination. Bases 272 to 2662 code for a protein of 796 amino acids. Gene Ontology annotation, cellular component: nucleus; cytoplasm.